UAGAGGCUGCUUCACGCUGUCUCAUUCAGUUCCUUUGUGGUCCUCUUCAGCACAUGCCAGAACAGUUCCUCACAACUUGUGGGACCAGCAAGCACAUCUUGAGUGUGUGACCAUGGAAGAGUUGGAUGCCUUAUUGGAGGAACUGGAACGCUCCACACUCCAGGACAGAGAUGAAUCCUCUAACCUAGCUUCUCUUUCCCUGGAUCAACGUUCCAGAAAGGAGAAUGACCUUGCUGCGACUUCAGGGGUCCUUUCUGCUCAGAAUGAUACAAGUCCCUUGCCGGUGCAGCUCGUGUAUACUACCCGUAUCCAGAAGCCCAAUAUCUACAGUGAGGUCCAAGAGCCACAGACAGCACCCCAACCUCCUAAAACCUCAGCAGCUGCCCAGCUGGACGAGCUCAUGGCCCACCUGUGUGACGUGCAGACCCAGGUUGCAGCGAAAGCAGAUGCCAGCAAGAAGCACUUAGCAAACAAGCAGGAUCAGAAGGCAUCCCUGGACUCAAUGCUGGGGGGGUUGGAGCAGGACCUGCAGGACCUUGGAAUUGCCACUGUGCCCAAGGGCCACUGUGCUUCCUGUCGGAAACCAAUUGUUGGAAAGGCGAUCCACGCUCUAGGGCAAGCGUGGCACCCGGAGCACUUUGUGUGCACUCACUGCAAAGGGGAGAUCGGCUCCAGCCCCUUCUUCGAGCGCAGCGGCUUGGCCUACUGCCCCAAGGACUAUCACCACCUCUUCUCCCCGCGCUGCGCUUACUGCGCGGCCCCUAUCCUGGACAAAGUGCUGACCGCGAUGAACCAGACCUGGCAUCCGGAGCACUUCUUCUGCUCUCACUGCGGAGAGGUGUUCGGUGCAGAAGGCUUUCACGAGAAGGACAAGAAGCCGUACUGCCGGAAGGAUUUCUUAGCCAUGUUCUCUCCCAAGUGUGGUGGCUGCAACCGCCCGGUGUUGGAAAACUACCUUUCGGCCAUGGACACCGUCUGGCACCCGGAAUGCUUUGUUUGUGGGGACUGCUUCAGCAGUUUUUCUACUGGUUCCUUCUUUGAACUGGACGGACGUCCCUUCUGUGAGCUGCAUUACCACCAGCGCCGAGGAACUCUGUGCCACGGGUGUGGGCAACCCAUCACCGGCCGCUGCAUCAGUGCCAUGGGCCACAAGUUCCAUCCCGAGCACUUUGUCUGUGCUUUCUGCCUGACACAGUUGUCAAAGGGCGUCUUCAGGGAGCAGGAUGACAAGACCUACUGUCAAUCCUGCUUCCACAAACUCUUCCCCCAGUAAUCUCAGCUGACCCCACGGCCCCCGCAGAUGCCCUGUAAAAUUUAAACCGGGACAGCAAAGAGUCCUUUGUUGUUACUGCUCUUCUCAGGGGGCGUGGAAAGUUAAAAGGUAAUUAACUUCUAGGUGUUACAUGGCUAGGCUUGCAGUCUUAGGUCUUAGAUUUCUAGAGUUUUUGUUUUUUGUUUUUUUGUUUUAAUCAGGUACUUGGACUUAGAUCUGGGUCCUACUGUUAGUGCCUCUGCAGAUGCGUCUUCCACAUGCACACAUUUAUUUCACCACUCAUUUUCUCAGGUUCCUCCAUUUUUACCCAUUUUCAGACCCUGGGACGGCCCUGCCCAUGUCUUCUCUCCCCUGGCCCUGGUAACUGGGCCCUUCCAUGCUUCCCACGUUUGCCCCCAGAACUCACUUUCCCAGGACCCCAGCAUUAUCCGUGCUGUCAGAAAUCCUGGGCCCCCUCCCAAGUUCUCUGCAUCUCUCUUCAGUAUGUCGCUCUUUUUCAGGAGGAUGUAGGUUUUAACUGGACCGCUUUGAGUACCGGCAUCAGUGAUCAGUGAAACAACUUUCGGUUUUAAUGCCUUGCUGUCCUGUUUAGAGAUAAACUUCCACUUCCUGGGUUAUAUGCUAGGCGCUAUGUGCAAUUAAAUUCACAUCAUAUCUCUUGUUUACUUACAUACAGUAGGCACUUUGUUUUAAUCAAAAGAAAUCAAAAGGAAGGACUCCUGUUCACUAAGUUUUCUCUUAAUCCGGGCCCUGAACAUUCAUUUUGUUUUAGUUUUUUCACUGAGAUGAUUGAAUCAUCUUAAAAGAUGGCAAAACUCCUUAAAAUUGUUUUCAUCACUUUGUUUACCUAACGUGAGAAACCGGAUCUCUACUAGACACUUGAAAAUUCAUAUUUGCCUGUGUAUGCAUUGCUACAAACUCAUAAAAUUGUAUGUAUUAAAUAAGUCCAUUUUUAUAUGAAUUAUAGCUCAAUAAAGCUGUUUUAUAAAAAUGAAA
Messenger RNA from Suricata suricatta (meerkat), 2269 nucleotides. RefSeq names its product leupaxin (gene LPXN). The transcript has 9 exons. The record is from RefSeq and is a predicted model, not a curated record. Bases 113 to 1273 code for a protein of 386 amino acids. NCBI's taxonomy places the organism in Eukaryota, Metazoa, Chordata, Mammalia, Carnivora, Herpestidae.